AUGGAACCAAUUUCCCUUAACUCUCACGGGUUCGUUAACCUCCUUGCCUCCAAGAGCAGUCAACUAAUAGAUAUUGGUUGUUCUGAGGUUCCAAAACUUGCGGAAAGGCGGAAGUGGACAACCAAAGAAGAUGUGGUGCUGAUCAGUGCUUGGUUGAACACCAGCAAGGAUCCAAUCGUGAGUAAUGAGCAGAAGGCUGGCUCAUUUUGGAAGCGCAUAGAGAAGUGUGUGAAUGCAAGCCCUCUGCUCGUUGGCUCCGUUCCUAGGGAGUGGAGUCAAUGUAAGCAGAGGUGGGGUAGGGUUAAUGAACAGGUUUGCAAGUUCGUGGGAUGUCACGAAGCUGCUUUGAAGAAGCAAGCCAGUGGACAAACUGAGAAUGAUGUCAUGAAGGCGGCUCAUGACAUCUUCUUUAAUGACUACAAUGCCAAGUUCACUCUUGAACAUUGUUGGAGGGAGCUUCGGUUUGAUCAAAAAUGGAGAUCCCACACUUCGACACGAGAUGGUGCAAAGGAGAAGAGGAAGGAACCUGCGGAGGAGGUGGGUGGCGAGGAAGAUGUUAGGCCUCCCGGUGUGAAGGCUUCCAAAGCAGCAAAACGCAAGAAACACUUCAAUUAA
Brassica napus (rape) is the source of this 615-nucleotide messenger RNA. Its product is annotated as glutathione S-transferase T3-like. The transcript has a single exon. The record is from RefSeq and is a predicted model, not a curated record. Bases 1 to 615 code for a protein of 204 amino acids. Lineage: Eukaryota; Viridiplantae; Streptophyta; Magnoliopsida; Brassicales; Brassicaceae.